AAGUGCAUCCCUGAGAGCGUGUUAGGAUUACACAUUGAUGAAUAUAUCAAGCAUUGCGACACUGCUACACAACAUGAGAGUGACAACUACAUGCCCACUUUGUCAGAAGGAGUUUUUCCACCUUCAGCAGCAUCUUAAAAAAUCACACCACUUGGCAAACCGUGAGGAGCUCCGCCUCAUCGUUCUUUACAGCUCUGGGCGUAUUAACAGCAAAUUGAAAUGCCCUCAUUGUGCCAAGGAUCUGGUUCGUCUGGAUAAGCAUUUCGCUUUCUUCCACAACCUGAGUGCUGUGGACCGUCAGGCACAACUAAAACGUGCCAAACAACAAAGGGUACUGGAACUCCUUGCGACUCUCCGGGCCUCACAUCCACAUCCACCAAUGCUGACAAGCCUGGAUGUGCAAAUGAGCAACAAAGCUGAGGAGGAACAUCCAGACGUCCCCCAGAAUGUUCCGGCAGCCCCUGCCAAUGAUCCCGCAGCUCCUGCAGCCAAGACACGAUCCAGGACAGCCACUAGUUUGAGCUCUGGAAUGAAAAAAUACAGAAUAACGCGACAAAUUGCAGAUAUCGCAGCUCUGAGAAGGAGGAUAAGGGCCAUGAAAUAUGAAAGGGCGCCUUCCAGGUUUGUUUGUGGUGUGACCAAUUCCACAGCUAUAAAACACAAAUUGGAGCACUUGGAGCAUUUUCUAAAGUGGAUCCUGAAAACAAGAUCGAAGUGGGUGCGUGCAUCUCUGAGCUAUGCCAUCAUGAUGAUAAAGAACAUUAAGAAGCAUGUGACACGUGGCAGUAUGACCCGCCAGCAAGAAGUUGGUCAAGACACAAAGGCAGUUUCCUCAUGCCAGUGAGGACUUGCUGCCAGACCGAUGCACGAUUUCUCAGAGAGCUCACUACUGAUGCCUUUGGACCUCCAGUACAUGGCUCUCUGAACAUGAUGGAUGAAGCUAGACUGAUGUGCUGUCACAUGUCCAUGCCACUCCAAAGAUAAAUACGUUACAUUUGGACCAGGUUCUGACAGCUUUUGUUACAGCAUUGUUUCAGGCAUUUUAUUAUUUGCUGCUUGUCUUUUCUUCUGUCAUAUAAUCUUUUUCUCGUAACCAUAAGCUUGCGUUUUUGUUGUUA
Messenger RNA from Sinocyclocheilus grahami, 1118 nucleotides. RefSeq lists its product as uncharacterized. Lineage: Eukaryota; Metazoa; Chordata; Actinopteri; Cypriniformes; Cyprinidae. Bases 38 to 844 code for a protein of 268 amino acids. The record is from RefSeq and is a predicted model, not a curated record. The transcript has 7 exons.